AUGAAGAAUUGGCCAGCACCAAAAUCAGUGAAGGAGCUACGUGGAUUUUUGGGCUUAACAGGCUAUUAUCGAAAGUUUGUGAAGGGUUACGGUGCUAUCGCAAGGCCCUUAACAGACUUAUUGAAGAAAGAUCAAUUUGAAUGGUGCAAUAGAGCUCAGAGUGCGUUUCAACAGUUGAAGGAAGCAAUGAUUACAGCACCGGUGCUCGCAUUGCCAAAUUUCUCAGAGGUCAUUGUGGUGGAAUCUGAUGCUUCAGGGUAUGGUUUGGGUGCAGUGUUGAUGCAAGGCCAGAGACCAAUAGCAUAUUUUAAUUCGGGUUUAUCGGAUAGAGACCAAAUCAAACCUAUCUAUGAACGUGAGCUAAUGGCGAUUGUGUUGGCUAUUCAAAAGUGGAGACACUACUUACUUGGGAGGAAAUUUGUGGUACACACAGACCAGAAGAGCUUGAAGUUUUUGCUAGAGCAACGUGAAGUUUCCAUGGAUUAUCAAAAAUGGUUGACGAAAUUGCUUGACUACGAUUUUGAUAUCAUCUUCAAACCUGGAGUGGAAAAUAAGGCAGAAGAUGGGUUGUCACGGAUUGUAACACAGUCGACAACUUCAGUGAAUGCUCAGCUUUUCUCCGUAACUGUUCUGGCUAAUUUGCAAAUCCAAGACAUUUUCCGAAAAAUUGAGGAAGAUGCUACAAUACAGGCACAAUUACAGAGAGUGAAGGAUGGAUUGGAGGAUAGAGAAGGUUUUACAGUGGUUGAUGAGAAGCUACGUUUUCGUCAGAGGUUGGUGAUUCCAAAAACUUCAAAGUACAUCCCUCUGAUCUUGAACGAGUUUCAUACGAGUGUAGUUGGUGGACAUUCAGGAGUGUUGAAAACAUUGAAGCGAGUCCAGGGAAUUUUUUAUUGGAAACAGAUGCUGAAGGACAUCAGAAAGUUUGUGGCAGAAUGUGACGUGUGUCAGCGUCAAAAAUAUUCCACAUUGUCACCGGCGGGAUUAUUACAACCCUUACCAAUUCCAAAUAAGGUUUGGGAUGGAAUAUCGAUGGAUUUUAUAGAAGGAUUGCCUACAUCUCAGGGAUUUAAUGUGAUAUUGGUUGUGGUGGAUCGGCUCAGCAGAUUUGCACAUUUUCUGAAGCUCAAACAUCCGUUUACAGCUUAUGAUGUAGCUCAAAAGUUUAUUGAUGGAGUGGUGAAGUUACACGGAUUUCCAGGAUCGAUAGUCUCAGAUCGUGAUCGGAUUUUUCUGAGUUCCUUCUGGAAAGAGCUGUUUAAACGGGCAGGAGCGAAGCUGAAUUUUAGUACAGUUUUCCACCCACAAUCAGAUGGCCAAACGGAAGUCCUGAAUCGUUGUUUGGAAACGUACCUUCGCUGUUUUGCCUCGUCUCACCCGAAGUCUUGGGCACGAUUUUUGACAUGGGCAGAGCUUUGGUACAAUACAAGCUUUCACACAACGCUUGGUUCUACACCAUUUAAGGUGGUCUAUGGAAGAGAACCUCCAAAUUUGUUGAGUUAUGAAGCAUGA
Molecule: messenger RNA, 1512 nt
Organism: Microthlaspi erraticum
Lineage: Eukaryota; Viridiplantae; Streptophyta; Magnoliopsida; Brassicales; Brassicaceae
Source: the annotation of a GenBank genome assembly